GUUUUUGGGUUGAUUGUCACAUACUGUUGCUCUCACUCUGAUGUUGGUUGCAGACAAGCUAUCGUUUGGGGGACUGGCGCCGCAACUUCUUCACGAGGGCUUGCGACGCAAUGCUGGCCUAUAUCAAGUACUCUAACGACCAUGAUGAAGAGAUCAAGCAGCAGAAGUACCAUGAACUACUCGUCGACGACCCAAACCUCAAGUACAAAGACGUGACCAACAAUGAUGACGAACUCUUCCAUAUGCGCACCCCCAAGGAGAUUGCGGAGUUUGUUGCGGCAAUGCUGGAGAUGGAGGAUGAUGGCACAUAUGCCUUUCAUUGGGAGACUUACGGGGAGAAGAAGGGUCUCUUUAUGAACUAUCUCAUUCUCGCCACGUUCAGCUAUCACCUGACGAUUCUGGAUGCGGUCCCUUCCCAGUGUCAGUUUGGAGCUCAUCCCUAUGGUGCGGUUCUACUGGCAGUUCAAGCAGUCCAGCGUAUGCUCAAUUGCUACAAGACCGGUUUGUUCGUCGGGCCUAAUGGGAAAGAUCCUGAACAACAGUUCUCUGCUGACAACUACGCUGAUAAGAAGGUCCGCCGCGAGGGACGGGUUGUACUCGAUCGCCGUGGCACCAAGUACCUGCACACAAUCCAGGCAUGGAGCAAUGCAAAGUGGGAGCGGUUCCUGGCAGGUGCAGAGGAGUACAAGGUCAAGGCCAAGGGCAAUCGGGCCUCGAGCGCAGCUUCGUUGGAGCCUGAGGAGAUCAUUGACGUAGAUGCAGAGUUAACGAUUCUUUUGGAUUAG
This is a messenger RNA of Mycena citricolor, 785 nucleotides long. NCBI's taxonomy places the organism in Eukaryota, Fungi, Basidiomycota, Agaricomycetes, Agaricales, Mycenaceae. The record is from the annotation of a GenBank genome assembly.